Messenger RNA from Saccostrea cuccullata (small rock oyster), 1662 nucleotides. RefSeq lists its product as uncharacterized. The coding region runs from base 1 to 498 and encodes 165 amino acids. NCBI's taxonomy places the organism in Eukaryota, Metazoa, Mollusca, Bivalvia, Ostreida, Ostreidae. Gene Ontology annotation, molecular function: SH3 domain binding. The transcript has 7 exons. The record is from RefSeq and is a predicted model, not a curated record. Gene Ontology annotation, biological process: signal transduction.
AUGGAGAUUUCACAGUUAUCUGCUUCUGCUUUGCAGAAAGAGUUAACAGAGACACUUUCAAACAGUCACUCUAAAGGAAGGCGAAAAGGAUCAAAAGAUAAAGAAAACACUCCAGUUUCUGACAGAAGGAUCGCCGAAAUCAAAGCUGCAGACGAGGAGGAAGAUGAAGAUGAAGAUAGCGAGGACUAUUGGAGUAACAUUUACUACGAAGGUGAUGAUAAGGAAAGGGCACAAGAAAUAAUAAGGAAUAUUGGUGAGGAUGGCGUGUAUCUAGUUCGCACAGGUGCAGAUGGCGGACAGGUUUUGGUUGUAUUUGCAGAAAACAUGCCAAAGAAAUAUAAAAUUACCAACGAGAACGGUGAAUUUUAUCUCAAGAAGGAGGGUCCCCAUUGUGAUUCAGUGGAAAUGUUAAUGUACACCUAUUACUCAACAGAGCUUCCUACAGCAAAAUCUUGUCUAGAAACACCUUACAAGCUCCAUUCUAAAUAUAAAGGGUAGCAGCCCUCUUUAAGAUUAGCAGUAUUUAUAAUAUUCUGUUGUACAUUUUAAAAAACAUCUGCUGAAAAUUAAUGUUAAGUUGUAGAAAAAAUAUUAAUUCAAAAAAAUAUUUGCUAUAAUCAUUUAUGAAAUGUGAGGUUCAUACCAAAACAAGUCAAUAUGUCCCAACCAUGCAUCUAAUUUCUGGUGUAAACAGGUGUCUCAAAACACAUCUCUACUCUCUGCAGUCCAAGCUUGACCUUUUUACACCGUUGUUAUGCUAAAUUAAAGUACCUUAGAUUAUAUCAUACCAUGCAUAAUUUCUCAUGAGUCUGUACAUAAUAUUUUCUUGUCAAAAACAUUUCCUGAACUGGAUUAGUUUCAUUCAUAUACUCAUUAUACCUAUAUCAUGUUGUAAAUUUAAAUUUAAUAGGGGGAGGUAAAUGCAUAAUUUCCAACAUGACAACCUUCUAUUUACCCCCCCCCCACCAUUGCAUUCGAAAUUCACAACAUGAUACCUACCCCCAAACCAAAUCUCUAUAGCCGUGCAAUAGUACACGCCUCGUAUGCAAAAAUAAUGAGUUUAAUAGCACAGCCUUGCGAAAACAUAUAAAUUGAUGUUUAAUCAAUAAAAAUACAAGUUUGCAUAAAUCAUAAUUCCGUUUUGGAUCAUAGCUUACACAUACAUUUAAAAAUAUUCUACAUAUUUAAUCCAGUUAGAUUACACAAAACUUAAGAAAUUUGUAUUCUUUAAAAGUUCGUUUGGAUUCUCAAAGGUGUUUUAUAAGGCUGUAGUGAUAUAAUUAUAUAUAUAGUUUAUUUUUGUUAAGUUUCACAUCAUUCUACUUUGGAUCACUGCAAUAAUAUAUGUUUGAAUUUGUUAUGCUUUACGAGUAAGCAUGAUUCUGAUAUUGGUGUAAAUAGGAGUAUAUUUAUAAGACCUAGACUUUUUGUAUUAAAAAAAUAUAUUAUCAGUACUUCUUCGUCAUGGGAUAAUUGUUUGGAAUAGGUUAAAUACAUGUAUUAUUUGAAUAAUGAACCUGUUCAAGCUGUUAUGUUAAUAGUUUGGAAGAUUGCAUGUUUUUAAAAGAUAAAAGUAGAAAUGUUCAACAAAUUUAAGUUUGUUCAUUGAUUUUCAGAAUAACUACCAUUAUGAUUUUGCUUUUAUUAAAAUGUUUUAUUGAC